Messenger RNA from Ceratosolen solmsi marchali, 1743 nucleotides. It is a transcript of the gene sax, whose product is annotated as type I BMP receptor saxophone. Gene Ontology annotation, cellular component: BMP receptor complex; plasma membrane. Lineage: Eukaryota; Metazoa; Arthropoda; Insecta; Hymenoptera; Agaonidae. Gene Ontology annotation, molecular function: transmembrane receptor protein serine/threonine kinase activity; metal ion binding; ATP binding. Bases 108 to 1733 code for a protein of 541 amino acids. The transcript is spliced from 8 exons. Gene Ontology annotation, biological process: protein phosphorylation; cell surface receptor protein serine/threonine kinase signaling pathway; cellular response to growth factor stimulus. The record is from RefSeq and is a predicted model, not a curated record.
CGGUUUUUCAUGAAGAUACGAGACCGCAGAGGAGUUUUCUUUGUGAAGGAAGGAAAUCAAAUAUCAAGUAGAGUACAUGUACUUUAUGUAUUUGCAAAUACAUUUAAAUGACAAAAAUAAUGCAACGAAAAUUAAAGUGUCACGUUUGCGACGGAGAUGAUUGCGAUCCUUCCGUUGAUCAGCCUCCGUACAUUUGCGAAGAUGCGUUAUUGUGCUGGAAGUCCACGGUUCGCGAAACAGAUGGGAAAAAAAGAGGUCGUCGAGGGUGUAUCGUGAAUCGUGAUCAAGUGCCGCUUAUAUGUAACAAACAUUUACAAUCGGGCAACGUGACUAACGGCAACAAUCGUAACGGAGGUGGUCAAUUUCAUACGGAAUGUUGCCAAGAGGAAUUGUGCAAUGGCGGGCCUUUUCCAAUUUUACAAGAUCGCACGACUGAUGGGACUGAAAUGAAAAAUGUGAUAAAAGUCACUUUAGCUAUAUUAGGUCCAAUAUUAGGACUAAGCUUUAUUUUUUGCGCGAUAUUCCUAUAUUAUCGUAAUCGAAGAACUCGACGAAACCGUUCUACGACUCCUCGUCGAAGCAAAAAGUUAAUUGAAUCGCGGAUGGAGCCGUCGAUGCUGGCGUUUUCUUCGCCGAUUUCGACUGCAGGUGGUACCAUGAGUUAUUCCCACGAGUUUCGGGCAACAGCAGCUGGUGACAGUACACUCAAGGAGUACUUGGAGGGGCAGAGCUUAACAAGUGGUUCUGGUUCCGGACUGCCAUUGCUAGUCCAGCGCACUUUGGCGAAACAAGUAGCUCUUGCCGAGUGCUUGAGUAAUGGCGGCGGGGGUGUUGGUGGUAGUUUUGGUCGCGAGGUCUGGCGAGGCAUUUGGCACGGUGAGAACGUUGCCGUAAAAAUAUAUUUUUCACGUGACGAGGUUAUGUGGGCCCGAGAAACGGAAGUUUACUCGCAACUUUUACCGUCGCGACACGACAAUAUUCUCGGAUACGUCGGCAGUGAUAUGACAAGCCGUGCAAGUUGUACGCAGCUUUGGCUGGUCACGCAUUAUCAUCCUUUGGGGUCGCUUUACAAUUACCUCAUUCAGCUUCCCCAUCCGUUGAAUCACCAUCAAAUGUUCAACAUCUGCCUGAGUAUCGCCAAUGGAUUAUUGUACCUGCACACGGAGAUCCACGGCACUCGGGGUAAACCGGCGAUGGCGCAUCGCAAUCUCAAGUCCAAGAACAUACUUGUGAAAACGAACGGAGCUUGCGUCAUCGCUGACUUGGCGCACGCGGUCACGCAAGAUAGACUUGGUGCCGAUAAGAUGGACCUCAAACAAGGCUCAAAGCGCUACAUGAGCCCUGAGCUGCUCGAGCAGACUUUCGAUCCCCAAUGUCUCGAGGGUUUUCGGCGCGCCGACAUAUAUAGCUUGGGAUUGGUUUUCUGGGAGGUGUGUCGUAGAUGUAUUAGUAAUGGUGUUGCCUUGGACUAUGCAGCACCGUAUUCCGAGUGGCUUGUAAGUGGCAAUCAGGAGCCAACGUUAGAGGAGAUGCGUAAAUUAGUCGUGGCUGAUCAACGCAGACCACCGAUACCGAACCGCUGGCACUCGGAUCCGACAUUAGCGGGAAUGGGCGCCAUGAUGAAAGAAUGUUGGCACACUAAAGCUGCAGCUCGCCUUCCAAUACUCCGUGUGAAAAAAACACUUGUCAAAUUAGCGUCAAAUAAUCCUGACGUUGACUUACCUUUGGAUUAAGCGACAAUUC